Messenger RNA from Polypterus senegalus (gray bichir), 2517 nucleotides. RefSeq lists its product as uncharacterized. Gene Ontology annotation, biological process: lipoprotein metabolic process; lipid transport. The transcript is spliced from 2 exons. NCBI's taxonomy places the organism in Eukaryota, Metazoa, Chordata, Cladistia, Polypteriformes, Polypteridae. The record is from RefSeq and is a predicted model, not a curated record. Bases 434 to 1480 code for a protein of 348 amino acids. Gene Ontology annotation, molecular function: lipid binding. Gene Ontology annotation, cellular component: extracellular region.
GGUAUUUUGCUGCAUGCAAUACCACAGGCUAAGUCCUUAUUUUAUUUAUUAGUGUCCUACUUGGUAGCCUACCAGCUUCGUAUACAGAGAACCCUCCCACAAUGAAAUGGUGCUUUGUCCAGUAAUUGAAGAACCAGACAACCCAGUGUCAGCAAAGAACCAGUACUUUUAAGAGUGGCUAAUUAGUAAUCGAAAGACUUGAAGAUAGAAAGUGUCCCUGAACGUGUGUGUGGGUUCUGUGCAAUUUUCCAGCAGCGCUAACUGUUCAGGAUGUCCAGGAUAGCCGCAUAUUAAAUGAAGAUCUUGUUUGGCGACGAGGUUCAGUUAUCAAAAGCUUUCAGCAGCUCGACUUUACUGCCCCCCGGUGGCGAUGACGGUAAUUUCAUAGUAAUGCCGCAGUGGAGAUCCUGCGACACUUUUUCUUUUUUACAACAUGUCAAGCACAGAGCAUCCCAGAUCUGAUCAAGUUGUGGACGGCGGGGCCGAGAUGGCCAUCAGUUUGUGUGAUAUGAACGGAGGGGACGAGGUGAGUGUGGAGCAGAUGAACGAAGAGAAAUGUCCUCCUAGUCCUCCUCUUUCCACUUCUCCUGGUGCUCAGACGCUGCAGCACAGCCAACGUGAUGGUCACAAUACUCUGGAGUCCCAAGAGGCUGCUGACAUCUUUAUCAAGUUAUUCCGUGUUCAAGAGAGAAAACUGUGCUCCUACCUCAAAGACUUAGAAAAGAUAGCAGAUGACAUGCUGCUUGAUGACAAAAGCAGCACAAUUGUUAGAGUUGCUGAAAAAUCUAGCACUUGCUUAAAACGAGUUCUUACAAUGGGUGGGUCAGCCAUGGCUGCUGCUACAGGUGGUGUCUGUUCAGUACUCUGUAAAACUGGGACGGUGAUGGACAUCGCUGUGAAACUUAGUGGCCCUGUCUCAGAGACCACCUUUCAGGCUUUGGGAGAGAAGAAAGUGAAAGAGAUAUUAUUGAAAUAUGAGCAAGAUAUUAGUGAGAUUCGAGCAGCUUUCGAAAAGAUGAAGAAUACACAACUCACGGAAACGUCUGAAGAGAAAGAACGCAUUGAAUCAGACCUAACAGCAGUAGUCGACACUGAGAAGCACAAGCAAAUAGCAAAGCACUAUGCCAUUAAGGCUCUGAGAAGUCCAACUCUUGUGAAAACUGCCAAAAAGUGCAUUAAAGGGGAUUUUAAACUUGCUAAAGAGAAGGGAAAGAAAAACAAAAUGGGCACAAACGUAUCAGACAAAGUUGUCAGAACCGUGUCUGGGAUGUGCUCCAUGUACACCAAGGAUAAAACCGACAUUGCACAGAAUAUCCGAGAUAAAGUGAAAGAGCUGAGGGCUGAGCUCGACUCUUAUAAGGAUCUUCAUGACAACUUAGUCAAGCAGGUAAAGGAGUCUGAGAGUACCCAGCAUGCACCUGAGAGGCCAGCAUUGCCUUCGACAAAAGUCACAUCGCAGACCUUGGAUUCUGUCCUCUAAUUAGCAAAAGAAAAAGUUGAAUCCCAGCUGAAAUGAAAUGCUGCACAAUAAACAAUAAACGUCUUUCACGUGUUUGCACAUUGCUCUUGUUUCUGGUUCAGUAAAGCUUCCAUCUUCUACAUAAUAGCACGAAGGUCUGUGUGUCCAAUCCCUCUGAGCAAUCUGAUUGGUUAGUUUGGAGAGAGUCGCCUUCAAUGAUGGCAAAUAUAAAACCAGACAGGAGGUGAGAAAGGUGCCUCAAAACUAACAACAGAGUCUGAGAAGGAGGCUUUAUGGAAACGUGGUCAAGAGUGCCGGUUAAGAGACGUUCACACCGAGAAAAGGAGCAAAUACUUUUAAUUACUUUAUUACUGGUAUUGUGGGUAGUUAUUAAUAAUUCCUUAUUGUGAAAAUGUUUACAAUUAUUUGUGGUAUUUUUUCAGCUUUUCCUUACUGCAGAUAGCAUACAAUAGUCAAAUAAUUGUCACUCAUUACACAGUCUUAAAGGGUUUGAAAUUCUCCAUCUUCCAUUCUGAUAUCCACCAUCCUAAUUCACUUCAGUUGGACCCUUGAAAGUAUUGUCUGCCUGUUGUGGGGCACACACCGUCAUAACCAUUAAUGUCAAACGUGUUUAGAUUUGUCUACCAGUUUGAUUUGGACUACGGGAGCACACUGGAGACCCAGGAAGAAACCCAGAAGAACAUGGAGAAAACUUGCAUAGUCCACAAAAGCAGUUCAGGAAUUAAGUUAGAAUUUGCUUGACCAUAAAAACUAAAAUCAUUCAUUGGAUUAACUGUGGCAGGAAGAACAACAAACUCUGCAGUGGAAUUUUUAGUUUGUCUGUGCCACCAGGAACAUUAUGGCUGCUGUGACUGGAUAGAUUUUGUCAUUAAGAUCUGUCCAAUGCUGUGUCCAAUUAACUUUAACUAUACUGAUUAGUUUACAAUGCUUCCAGCUACAUGGUCAGAUUAGGCAGAAGUCCAUCCAUACAUCUAUUAUCCAACCCUCUAUAUCCUAACCACAGGGUCACGGGGGGUCUGCUGGAGCCAAACCCAGCC